CCGGUCCAGCAGGUUCUCUUAUAAGACCGCCAGCCCACUAAACCACCAGAUUUCUCUUCUUCCGUCGUCUUCUCACCCCCGUAAACUUCUUUCUCAGGUAAUUUUACACAGCAGCAAUCACAAUGGCUCCCCCCGAUGUGUUGAUGGUAGGAACAGGCGAGUACACGACCGGCUACGUCGGCGGUGCAGCCUCGACCUCCGACAAGAAAGUGGGUGUCGUGGGUCUGACUUUCUUCGACCUGCGUCGUCGCGGAAAAGUCGGCAACCUGAGCAUGGUGGGCGUGUCUGGCUCCAAGUUCCCCGGAAUCCGCACACACCUUCAGAAAAAUAUCUCCGAAGUCUACAACAACCUCGAUGUCUCCUUCUCCUCCUUUCCCGCCGAUAACACCACCGACCCAGAAGCCUACAAGGCCGCUAUCGACGCCCUCCCCGCAGGCUCCGCAAUCACUAUCUUCACCCCCGACCCAACCCACUACCCCAUUGCCCUAUAUGCUAUUCAACGCAAAAUUCACGUCCUGAUCACCAAGCCCGCGACUCAACUCCUCCGCGACCACCUUGACCUUCUCACCGAGUCCCGCAAACACAAUGUCGUUGUCUACAUCGAGCACCACAAGCGCUUCGACCCGGCCUACAGUGAUGCCCGUGCCAAGGCCUCCAAGCUUGGUGACUUCAAUUACUUUUACAGCUACAUGAGUCAGCCGAAGAGUCAAUUGGAGACGUUCAAGGCGUGGGCUGGCAAGGACUCGGAUAUCUCUUACUACUUGAACAGCCACCAUGUGGAUGUUUGUGAGAGUAUGGUGCCAGACUAUGUCCCCAUCAAGGUGACGGCCAGUGCGGCGACGGGAACAGCGGUCGAGCUGGGUUGUGUCAAUGAGACGGAGGAUACAAUUACCUUGCUUGUGGAAUGGAAAAAGAAGGAUGGAUCGAGGACGGCCACGGGUAUUUACACGGCUAGUUGGACGGCGCCGCAGAGGGCGGGCGUGCAUUCGAACCAGUACUUCCAUUACAUGGGCUCGAAGGGUGAGAUCCGUGUUAACCAGGCUAAGCGUGGUUAUGAUGUUACGGAAGACGAGUCCGGACUUGCGUGGAUUAACCCUUUCUAUAUGAAGUAUGCCCCUGACGAGGAGGGCAACUUCGGUGGCCAGACUGGUUACGGAUACAUCAGUUUCGAGAAGUUCAUUGAUGCCGUCACGGCUGUCAAUGAGGGCCGGUUGACACUCGACCAGCUGGAUGCAAGACCAAUCCCGACACUGCAAAACACAAUUGCCACGACGGCAAUUCUGCAUGCGGGACGCAUCUCCCUAGACGAGAAGAGGUCGGUAGAAAUUGUGACUGAGGAUGGAAAGUGGGAGCUGAAGUAGAUACCUUAUUAUAGAGACUUGGAUGUAUUUGCUUGGUUAUGUAUGGCUGUAUAAAUGUCAUUGAUUCUAGUCAAUAUGUCACGGAGAUGCAG
This is a messenger RNA of Aspergillus sclerotioniger CBS 115572, 1453 nucleotides long. RefSeq names its product Gfo/Idh/MocA family protein. Gene Ontology annotation, molecular function: nucleotide binding; oxidoreductase activity. The coding region runs from base 123 to 1361 and encodes 412 amino acids. Gene Ontology annotation, cellular component: cytoplasm. The transcript has 5 exons. Gene Ontology annotation, biological process: NADPH regeneration. NCBI's taxonomy places the organism in Eukaryota, Fungi, Ascomycota, Eurotiomycetes, Eurotiales, Aspergillaceae. The record is from RefSeq and is a predicted model, not a curated record.